CCGCCUUAAUCCUCUAGAUCGGAACGACAAUCCCCACCACGCACCGUGCUCCCAGUUCACCUCGGCUGGUGCGCGUCCUUCUAGGAGUGGUAGUCUUGGCCUUCUCCGUUCCUCUUUUGUCCUGCGGGGGGGGCCGGCCCUCAGGACUACAUUUCCCUGCGCACCCGCCACCGCCCGCUGCCCCCGGGCGCGGCAGCCAUUUUGUUCCGCCGGAGAAGCCCCUAAGAUGGCGGCGGGGGAGACGGUGAAGGUUGCCGCCUGCCCCUCCGGGCGCUAGCCCGCGCUCUCCGCGUCCCCCGGCGGCCGGCUCAUGGCCUGGCAGAAGCCCGGACCAUGGACCUCCGCACCGCCGUGUACAACGCCGCCCGCGACGGCAAGCUGCAGCUGCUUCAGAAGCUGCUCAGCGGCCGGAGCCGGGAGGAGCUGGACGAGCUGACGGGCGAGGUGGCCGGCGGGGGGACGCCGCUGCUCAUCGCCGCUCGCUACGGCCACUUGGACGUGGUCGAGUACCUGGUGGACCGGUGCGGCGCGAGCGUGGAGGCGGGCGGCUCGGUGCACUUCGAUGGCGAGACCAUCGAGGGCGCGCCGCCGCUGUGGGCCGCCUCGGCCGCCGGCCACCUGGACGUGGUACGUAGCCUGCUGCGCCGCGGGGCCUCGGUGAACCGCACCACGCGCACCAACUCCACGCCCCUGCGCGCCGCCUGCUUCGACGGGCACCUGGAGGUGGUGCGCUACCUGGUGGGUGAGCACCAGGCCGACCUGGAGGUGGCCAACCGGCACGGGCACACGUGCCUCAUGAUCUCCUGUUACAAGGGCCACCGCGAGAUCGCCCGCUACCUGCUGGAGCAGGGCGCCCAAGUGAACCGGCGCAGCGCCAAGGGCAACACUGCCCUGCACGACUGUGCCGAGUCCGGCAGCCUGGAGAUCCUGCAGCUGCUGUUGGGGUGCAAUGCCCGCAUGGAGCGCGACGGCUACGGCAUGACCCCGCUGCUGGCGGCCAGCGUCACGGGCCACACCAACAUCGUGGAGUACCUCAUCCAGGAGCAGCCUGCCGGGGAGGGGGUGCGCGGCCCGGGAUGCGCGCAGUCGCAGGGGGCCUGCUGCCGCGCCUCCGCCCCAGAGGAGCCGCUUGGCGAUUCCUACGAGAGCUGCUGCCCCACCAGCCGGGAGGCUGCCGUGGAAGCGCUGGAGUUGCUGGGAGCCACUUACGUGGAUAAGAAGCGGGAUCUGCUCGGGGCCCUGAAGCACUGGAGACGGGCCAUGGAGCUGCGGCACCAGGGCGGCGCCUAUCUGCCCAAGCCAGAGCCCCCGCAGCUGGUCCUGGCCUACGACUAUUCUAGGGAGGUGAACACCACCGAGGAGCUGGAAGCGCUGAUCACGGACCCGGAUGAGAUGCGCAUGCAGGCCCUGCUGAUCCGAGAGCGCAUCCUGGGCCCCUCUCACCCAGACACUUCCUACUACAUCCGCUACCGGGGUGCGGUGUACGCCGACUCGGGCAACUUCGAGCGCUGCAUCCGCCUGUGGAAGUACGCCCUGGACAUGCAGCAGAGCAGCCUGGAGCCCCUGAGCCCCAUGACCGCCAGCAGCUUCCUGUCGUUCGCCGAACUCUUCUCCUACGUGCUCCAGGACCGGGCGGCCAAGGGCAGCCUGGGCACGCAGAUCGGCUUCGCAGACCUCAUGGGCGUGCUGUGCAAAGGCGUGCGGGAAGUGGAGCGGGCCCUGCAGCUGCCCAAGGAACCGGGGGACUCGGCCCAGUUCACCAAGGCUCUGGCCGUCAUCCUGCACCUGCUUUACCUGUUGGAGAAGGUGGAGUGCGCGCCGGACCAGGAGCACCGCAAGCGCCGGACGGUGUACCGGCUGCUCAAGUGCGCCCCCCGCGGCAAGAACGGCUUCACGCCCCUGCACAUGGCCGCGGACAAGGACACCACCAACGUCGGCCGCUACCCGGUGGGCCGGUUCCCCUCCCUCCAGGUGGUCAAGGUGCUGCUUGACUGCGGGGCCGACCCGGACAGCCGGGACUUUGACAACAACACCCCGCUGCACAUAGCGGCUCAGAACAACUGCCCCGGGAUCAUGAACGCCCUGGUCGAAGCGGGUGCCCACAUGGAUGCCACCAACGCCUUCAAGAAGACCGCCUACGAGCUGCUGGAUGAAAAGCUGCUGGCCAGGAGCACCAUCCAGCCUUUCAACUACGUCACCCUGCAGUGCCUUGCAGCCCGCGCCCUGGACAAGAACAAGAUCCCCUACAAGGGCUUUAUCCCCGAGGAGCUGGAGGCCUUCAUCGAGCUACACUGAUGGGUUUCGGAGAGAGCAGAACCCGGGAGGGGCGGCGCCCGCAUGCGCGCUCACCGUCUCUUCGUGAGCCCUCGGGCCCUGCAGCCUCCGCGGCCCCAUCUCCCCUCUGCGGAGAGGGGAGAGGAACUAGCAGGGUGUCGGUGCUCACAGCCUUCGGGAUCGUGUGCUUGAAGAGCUGUUUUUGGCCUGGAGUCUGCGGGCCCGCCUUCCGUCGGGAGAAGAUGCGCGCGCGCCCUUCCCCAUGUCCCAGCCGCCUGGGUUCCAGAGGAUUCUGCCUCUUUGCCUGGAGGCAGAGGAAUGGAAGCUUUUGCCUUCUUUCUCUCCUAGCAACAGGAAGAAGCUGAGAACCGGGUCCAUGCUUCUCUGCCCCUACGUCGCCGGAUAAACGCAGCCGCCCAGUGGAGCGCUGGGACCGGGGGCUCCUGAGGUCAGAAGUCGGAGCCGCGAGAAGCAAGACCGACCCUCACUUCUUCCAGCAGCACACUUGCACGCCGCUCCCCGCCCGGGACUCCCUGCCCCUGGCAUUGCUUGCGUUGGUUUGCUGUUCUGUUGAUUCCUGAGUGGCCGGGUGACACGGGGGGGCACAGGAGUCCCGAGGUUUUCCCGCCAUGGUUUUUUUUCUUUUUUAAAGAAUGUUUUGUGAGAUUUAAGAGGUGAAUUCCACACGGAGGUUUCCGUUGUGCCUGGGAUGGCGAGGCUGUCAGGAGUGAGCUUUACAGUGUAGAGGGUUUGGUGAGGCAGGUGGAAGUCCGCGGUGUCGGGCCCUAAAGUGACAGUGACUGUGUUUUUUUAAAACCUCACUCAUUUGCCUUCUGCUGGGGCUUCCCGACCUUGCGUUCUCAUCGGCAGGAGAAGCAUUUUCCGAACGCCGAGGGAGCUGGCGUGGCGUCUCCCGCACCCAGCGAGAACUGGAGGGCCUGGCUUGGGUGUGGUUCUCGCAGUUUCUGAGUCCAGAAACGCCAGGCCGCCGCACCCUCGCAGAUCCCCAGCGGGGAGCAGCCCAGCGGCUCUGGCUUUUUUUUUUUCUUUUCUUUUCUUUUUUUUAGCUGCUUGAAAGCCUGAAUCCAGGUGUUCCCGAGCAGAGUCCAAGUACGCUGUGGAGGCAGCCAGGUAGGACAGGGAACGGCCACAGGUUGCCAACUGCAGAAUCUCGGUUUCCCGCGCUCAGGGUCUCACGUGCCCGGGCUGGAGAAGCUGCCGCCUCGAGAUCUCUCUGGAGCGAGUCUGCACACGCCCUGGCCGGCAGAGCAGGGGCAGUAGAAGGGGACAGAAGCAGCUGCCCGCACGCAGGGGGAGGGUCACAUCCAGGAGAGGGGCGUCCUCCCCCCACCCCCGUGCCUCUCCCACAGCCUUGGCGCGUGGCAGCGACACGGCCCACGUGGGGCCCCCGGCUGCCCCGCCCUCCGAGGAAACCGGCCUCGUUUGCAUUUGCAGUGUUAGUUAGGACGUUAUUUAUUCACGAGGCCAGGCUCGACCUUCCGUCGAGGCACGAAACAGUCGCUGUCCCUCGAAAGCGUGGAAUAAAGCAGUGAGGCAGUUUACGGUCCGA
Ailuropoda melanoleuca (giant panda) is the source of this 3844-nucleotide messenger RNA. It is a transcript of the gene FEM1A, whose product is annotated as fem-1 homolog A. Gene Ontology annotation, molecular function: protein binding. The record is from RefSeq and is a predicted model, not a curated record. The coding region runs from base 334 to 2295 and encodes 653 amino acids. The transcript has a single exon. NCBI's taxonomy places the organism in Eukaryota, Metazoa, Chordata, Mammalia, Carnivora, Ursidae.